Fundulus heteroclitus (mummichog) is the source of this 3859-nucleotide messenger RNA. It is a transcript of the gene ptprea, whose product is annotated as protein tyrosine phosphatase receptor type Ea. The transcript is spliced from 22 exons. Gene Ontology annotation, molecular function: protein tyrosine phosphatase activity. The record is from RefSeq and is a predicted model, not a curated record. Gene Ontology annotation, biological process: protein dephosphorylation. Lineage: Eukaryota; Metazoa; Chordata; Actinopteri; Cyprinodontiformes; Fundulidae. The coding region runs from base 382 to 2481 and encodes 699 amino acids.
CUGACAGGCAGCCUCUGUUGUGUUGGAGUAAACCUCUAACUCCACCUUCUCCACUGACAGGCGGCAGCGCUGAACCCCUGCCUCUCUCCUUCCCAGACAUUCUACGCUCAGGACUUAAUUUCCAAAGCCAUAAAGGAGGCAAGCAUAUCUUAAAGGCAUCCGGGGCUGUUCCUCAGGAACCCACUCUGGUUCGGACCGGAUCAACCUACUGAGACCCACCACCAGAUACCGGGAUUGUCUCUCUUCAGCCUCUGGCUUCUGGAGAUCUUCGCAUUGAAGAAUAAGAGAGCAAUGUGACCCCUGGAUCGAAUGAGGACCAUGGGACCUGCUGCUAUGGAUCUGAGAGUCAGCACACUCUGAAUCAACUCUCAUUCAGGCACAAUGGUCCCCCUUCUGUUUUUGGUGGCAACGACAACAAUACAAUGUAGCAACACCACUGCCAAUAACACCGCAGAAAAAGGAGGAGAUUCAUCGACCAACCACCAGAUCCUUUCCAUUGUGCUGGGUGUGUUCCUGCUGCUGCUCAUCUUCAUACUGUUGGCCUGGUACAUCCUCAGGUUAAAAAACCAGAAAAAAGCAGUCGUCACAACAGUUGACAAGAAAAUACCGAAUGGCAUCCUGGAAGAACAAGAGAUUGGAUACAGUUCUGAGUCGUUGUGCACCGUUGUACCUCCAGAGCAACAGACGGUGGUCCUUCUGCCCAGAUCCCCCUCAGCCUCAAAGACCUACCUACCCAUCCCAGUGGACCACCUGGAGGAGGAGUAUCGGCUCCGCUCAGCUGAUGAUGGCAAGCUCUUUAGGGAGGAGUAUAAUUCCUUGCCAGGGGGUAAUGCACAGGGAACGUAUGAAGAGGCCAACAAGGAUGAGAACAAGGAGAAGAACAGAUACCCCAACAUCCUUCCCUACGAUCAUUCCAGAGUCGUGCUGACUCAGUUGGAUGGGAAUCCAUGUUCGGACUACAUUAAUGCAUCUUACGUUGAUGGUUACACAGAAAAGAACAAAUUCAUAGCUGCACAAGGUCCGAAAGAGGAGACUGUAGCUGAUUUUUGGAGGAUGAUAUGGGAGCAGAAAGUAGCAACGGUUGUCAUGCUGACAAAUCUGAAAGAAAGGAAAGAGGAUAAGUGUUACCAGUACUGGCCAGACCAGGGCUGCUGGACUUAUGGGAAUGUGAGAGUCGCCGUCGAGGACUUCACAGUCCUAGUGGACUACACAAUACGCAAGUUCUGUAUACAACAUCAAGCCAGCGAUGCUGCUAAGACUCCUCGUCCGGUCACACAGCUUCACUUCACCAGCUGGCCUGACUUUGGAGUUCCUUUCUCCCCCAUCGGCAUGCUCAAGUUCCUGAAAAAGGUCAAGGCGGUGAAUCCGCCCUUUUCUGGGCCUAUUGUGGUCCACUGCAGCGCUGGUGUUGGGAGGACAGGAACCUUCAUUGUAAUCGACGGCAUGAUCGACAUGAUGCACGCGGAGCAGAUAGUUGAUGUGUUUGGCUUCGUCUCUAAGAUACGAGAGCAGCGCUCCCAGCUCAUCCAGACAGAUAUCCAGUACUCAUUUGUCUACCAGGCCUUGCUUGAAUACUACCUCUACGGAGACACAGAGCUGGAUGUGUCGUCUCUGGAAGGACAUCUGCACAAACUGCACAACACCUUCGCCGAAGGUGACCGGGUGGGCCUGGAGGAAGAGUUUAAGAAACUGACUAACAUGCGAAUAAUGAAGGAGAACAUGAGAACUGGGAACCUUCCUGCAAACAUGAAGAAGAACAGAGUUCUACAAAUUAUUCCAUAUGAUUUCAACAGAGUCAUUCUCUCCAUGAGACGAGGCCAAGAGUUCACAGAUUACAUCAAUGCAACUUUUAUAGACGGAUACAGACAGAAGGACUACUUCAUUGCCACACAGGGCCCUCUCCCUCAUACAGUGGAGGAUUUCUGGAGAAUGGUGUGGGAAUGGAAAUGCCACUCCAUUGUAAUGCUUACUGAGCUCCAGGAGAGGGAGCAGGACAAAUGUUGUCAGUACUGGCCCGCCGAGGACUCCGCCAUCUAUGGAGACUACGCUGUCGAGCUGAAGGGAGACACUCUGUGUGAAACGUUCAGCCUGCGAGACUUGGUACUCACCUUCAUUCCGGAGAAGCAGACAAGGACGAUCAGACACUUCCACUUCCACGGCUGGCCAGAGAUCGGCAUCCCGGCAGAGGGUAAAGGCAUGAUCGACAUCAUCGCCUCAGUGCAGAGACAGCAGCAGCAGUCUGGGAACCAUCCCAUAGUCGUACACUGCAGUGCUGGUGCAGGGCGAACAGGUACGUUCAUUGCACUGAGCAAUAUCUUGGAGCGAGUCAAAGCAGAAGGCCUGCUGGACGUGUUCCAAACUGUGAAGAGUUUACGCAUGCAGAGGCCUCAUAUGGUCCAAACUGUUGAACAGUAUGAUUUCUGCUACAGGGUGGUACAAGACUUUGUCGACAUUUUCUCAGACUAUGCCAAUUUUAAAUAAAAUUUGCCUUAAACAUGGUUUUUAAAUGUUUUUUAAAGCCAAUUUUGCAGUUUUCAGUUCCCUUAACCUUGUCAAAUGAUCUUCUAUUUUGCUAUGCACUUGUCCUACCAUUAACCCGAGUUGUUGUUCUGCUGCGAUCUGUGGUUUGUCAGGGGGUGGAGAUUGUAAAUGGGGGAGAAAAAAAAAGUUAGAUUAAUAAUGUACAUUUUGCAACAUGUAUAAUAGUUAUUUUGUCAUUAAGCGUUGCUACAAAGUCUGAUCUUCUGUUGUUGUAUAAUGUUGUUUUAUAACAUUGUUAAAUGUCUAUGUAAGUUUUAUUUUGAACUGAUAGUUUUAAAAAAAAUGUAGCUAUUGUAAAUGUAUUUAUGUAUUGACAUUCCUUUUAUGUGUCAGUGUUUGUUUGUUUUUUUUUUUGUUAAUUAUAAAUCUUUCAUUUACUGCUGACAUCUGAGAUUAGAUAUAAGACCAUAAGAAAUGUUUGUAACAAACACAACCAUGUUGGAGAAAACAGAAGUCUGAGGUGGUGAUACUGAAUCUGGCUUUUAUAAAUUAAUUCAGCUAGCUAGCCCAGACAGACACAACAAGCAUUUAACUUGGAUGAGAUGUUCUUACAACCUGCCUUUUCAUGCAUAUACAGCAAAAAGUACUUUGCUAAGAAUUACAGCACAUUAAAAAAGCACAUAUGUAAAGAAUAUGCCAAGAACAUGUAACACAAAACAUGUUUUUAUCGUAUUUAAGAUUAAAUUAUUGCUAAUUAGUGCCAUAUUUAAGUUUCAUAAAAACUUCUGAGAUGUUAUGUAUGGGUGCCAAUUGCAGUAAAGUACAAUUUUAUGUUGCACUGUUAAAACACAAGAAACGAGCAAACGCUAGCCCCGAGUCUGACACUUACAGAAACGAUCCUCCAUCAGUUUCUUUGCGGAACUGGUUUACGAAAUAAAGAAUGUGAAUGGUUCAAAUGGGAAGGAGAAAGGACAGGACCGUUUUAUAUAGGUUUUAGAAAAAAAGAGUCUGAUCCAUCUGGUACUCAAACCGUUUUAUUUUUGCUAAAUGUAAAUAUCUGUAUAUGACGAAGUGCUAACAUAGUGACCAGUGGCUACGGCGCAAGGAACUGUAAAGUGAUUGGUCCCUGUUUUGUGAGUUACAUGUAUGUGGCUGUGAGAGAUUUGUGAGACAGAGCACAGGAUGAAACAGACUCAACAGAACAACACAAGUUUAUGUUGCCGGCGCUUGAUUUCUGCUCAAGUUGUUCCUUUUGAGAACUGUGAGGUGGGCUCGUUUAAACUCCAGCUCUUUGCGCUGGCUAUUUCUCCGGGUGGUCUAUCAUGUUUUUCAGUGUCUUUAAAAAUGCAAGUUGCAGUAUUAAAUUCAUCUAAAAAUG